Molecule: messenger RNA, 1623 nt
Organism: Brassica oleracea var. oleracea
Lineage: Eukaryota; Viridiplantae; Streptophyta; Magnoliopsida; Brassicales; Brassicaceae
Exons: 13
Coding region: 239-1276 (345 amino acids)
Source: RefSeq, a predicted model, not a curated record
CACAACACAACACUGUCGCCUCCAAUUUUUCUUUUGUCUCUCUUCUCUCUCUCCGCCUCCCUCCCUCUGUAGUCGUCGCAAGAGCGUCUCUCUCUCUCUCCGAUUCCACCUCUCCGAAACUCUCUCUUCUACCAAUUCUCUCUUCGAUCUUCUCAUGCGUCUUCCUCUGCUAUUGUAAUCCUUAAGCCGUAACAAGCUCGCUGGGCAGAGUCUUUCCGUCUCUGGGCAUCAAUCAGAUAUGGCUCUUCCGCUCGGGAAGCUCACCAUCCUCAUCGGUGCAGGUCUUGUUGGGUCAGUGCUUGCUAAAGAAGGGAGCUUACCUGAUGUAUCCCAUUUCGUCUUUGGUGCUUUUAAGAUUGUACUUAGGCAGCUGAAGCAAGAAGAACCUGCCAAAUCAGGCAGUAGGCCUCGCAAUGAUACUCUUACAGCACAGGUUAACAGUCUUAGGCACGAAUUACAGUUGCUGGCGUCAAACAGACCUAUUACUAUAAUCUCGACAGGAGGAUCAGGUGGUAAAAAGUAUGGUUGGAUCAUUAUUAUUGGGGUGAUAGGCUACGGCUAUGUAUGGUGGAAGGGCUGGAAACUUCCAGAUUUUAUGUUUGCGACAAGGCGCAGCUUAUCAGAUGCGUGUAAUAACGUUGGCAGCCAGAUCGAUGGGUUUUAUGAAUCCCUCUCGGGUACGAAGCGGGAGUUAGGUUCAGAAAUUGACAGGAUGGACCGUACUUUGGACGCAAGUACAAUUAUUAUUAAAGAAACAGGAAGAGAGGUGAAUGAACUACGGGAUGGUACAGCAAAUAUGAAGGAUGACGUUAGGUCUGUUUUCGAGGCUGUUGAAACUCUGGCAAGCAAAGUCCAUCGCAUUGAGGGAAAUCAGGAUCUCACGCUUAGAGGAGUUGGAGCUCUGCAUGCUCAGUGUCGGGAGCACAAAAGACUUCAAGAGUCCAAUAAGGCUUUGCCAUCGACUUCGUCUGUGCCAGCCCUUGAGCCAGCUCCUGUGACACCAUCACUAAGGUCUCUGUCUUUGCCUCCUGCUUCUCCCCGUGAAUCCCAGUUGCCGUCAACCCCUAAUGGAGCUCAACAGUCAAAUGGUCCACUUCAGCACACUCAGUCUAUGUCUGGUUUGAAGGAUAUAAACGAAAGCUCUAAUGGAACACCUUCUGGAGAAGCCAUGGGAAACACGAGUUCGGGCCUGUUUAGUAUGUUCUCAAUGCCAAGAAUAGGGAGGACUCGUAGUGCGGUGAACGCAGUGCCUGCAAACUUGACUGGAGCCCAAUAGUGUGGCUUGUCAAAUACUGAAGAGAGUUUGAUCAUUCAGAUAUAAAGAAAUCAAUAAACCAGGAUUAAGUGCUGGUAGAGAAUAUACAUUUUGCUGUGUUUAUGCUCGAUCCCUUGCUUAGUGGACAAAAGGUGCAUAAAUUUUGUAGGGGAUGCAGCUUUAUAUUUGAUUGGAAUAUAUUGUCACAAUUAAUCAGUUUGGUUGCUGCUCUGCCCUUUUGUAAUCAGUCUUUAUUAGCGGUCGACAGUGGUUUUGUCUGGCCCUCUCAUCCUUUUUUCCUUUUUGUAUUGAAACAAAAGGCUGGUCCAUUUGUCAAAUACUUUUGUUAUACCUACCAAAGUUUAACU